AUGGCACGUUCGAUCUUCAUCUUUAUUGUUAUUUUCGUGCAAUAUUCCCAUGGAACCAAUCGAGACUCCGUCAUGGAAAUGGCGAUUUCAAAAUUUGGGCUCAUUUUUUACGAUCAGCCACAAUUAACUAUUAUUGCUAUAUGUUGCGAGAAGCAAGUCUAUGCGACCCCUAACAACAACACUGCAAUCAACCAAGAAGCGAAAAAAUGUAUUUUUGAAAAUUCUGGAAACAAAGCUCUUCAGGCGAUUGCACUUUAUAAUAACAUAAAUAAUUGUCUCAGCCCAGAAACUCUCGAUUCGGUACUCGAAGACUUGCAACCAGCAAUAUUGGCCAACUUAGCUGGUCUGCUCCAAAAACUUAGAACAUCUCUAAUCAAUUGCAAGGCAUCAGGAGAUGCUAAACUAGAGACUUGUGCACAAAAAGUAUAUGGUCUCAUAUUGACAGAGUUAACUUUCAAAUACGUGGAUAACUUUUGCAUUAAAAUUGUCACCGAAAAUGCGACACCAAUUCAAUGGAGUUGUGGCAAGAAAUACCUUCCAAAUAUUCUCACUUUUAGUAAAUAUGAAUGUUCGCAAAGUGUUAAAAACUAGUGGUUUAUGUACUUUUUCUGUUCGUGUAAUUAUCAUUGAAUAAAAGUGUGUUGUUUGAA
Molecule: messenger RNA, 650 nt
Organism: Caenorhabditis elegans
Lineage: Eukaryota; Metazoa; Nematoda; Chromadorea; Rhabditida; Rhabditidae
Gene: R11D1.4
Product: DUF19 domain-containing protein
Exons: 3
Coding region: 1-591 (196 amino acids)
Source: RefSeq, marked reviewed